UGAUGCUGGACAGCUGCAUUGUUUUAACUUUACUGUUUACUUUGGUGGUUGGUGUGGAGGGGGGACUGCGGUGCGAAUUCAAGCAGCGUGACGCUGAAGAGUCUUUUCUCGCCAUGAAUCCUGAGCUCGUGAACGGAACCAGUCCGUUUCUCAAUGGAAAAGUGCGGACGUACGAGAAGUGUCAAAGCGGCCUGAUGCCGCUUUACAAUGAGACCGUGGUACCCUGGUCCUACGAAUGUCCAACUACCUUCUCUAAAAAAGACAGAGGACCGCGGUUUUUUCCCAGACAUGCGGUUUAUGCAAGAUGUCUAUGCGAUUCGUGUAUCCGGAAAACUAAUACGAAUUGUGGCGUCGUUAUUAGAGUUGUGAAAGUUCUGUAUAUAGACAACUGCUCAGAUGACGGCAUCGCUUCCUUUACAUACAAAUCUUACAACGUGCCUGUAGCCUGUGAGUGUACGGACAGGAUUGGUGCCUGAGGUUCUCAUCCUGUCUGAUGUGUUCCAGCGACCAUUGUGUGGUCUGUGUUCAACUGAGUCAAGCCAUGACGCUGGUGUAUCCCACGUUAGAGAGUCAUUUAUCGGUUAAGUGAAGCUGUUCUAUUUUUUGUUUUGACGUAGGAUUUUUAUUCCAAACUACGCCUUCACCUAAAUUAACUUUAAAUACUUGUACUUAAAAAUAUACGCAACUCAACUACGCCAACAAACACAUACAUAUAAAACGUACACAUAUUAUGAAAGUUAAAUACA
Physella acuta is the source of this 746-nucleotide messenger RNA. RefSeq lists its product as uncharacterized. Gene Ontology annotation, molecular function: cytokine activity. The record is from RefSeq and is a predicted model, not a curated record. Gene Ontology annotation, cellular component: extracellular region. NCBI's taxonomy places the organism in Eukaryota, Metazoa, Mollusca, Gastropoda, Physidae.